This is a messenger RNA of Nymphaea colorata (pocket water lily), 5315 nucleotides long. RefSeq names its product disease resistance protein RUN1-like. The transcript has 5 exons. Lineage: Eukaryota; Viridiplantae; Streptophyta; Magnoliopsida; Nymphaeales; Nymphaeaceae. Bases 695 to 4246 code for a protein of 1183 amino acids. Gene Ontology annotation, molecular function: ADP binding. Gene Ontology annotation, biological process: signal transduction; defense response. The record is from RefSeq and is a predicted model, not a curated record.
UGUUGGUGUUCCUCAGCAAACAGCAUCUUCUAAAACAGUUCAAUCAAAUGUAAAUACCUUUCCAAAAAAAUCAAGGAAUUGGAUUGGAAAGAUAGGCAGCGAAUGUGUAAUCAAAAUCUCUAAUUGAAGGAACCUGCACAUCUCACCAAAUAAUCAAGAGAGCACAGAGUCGUGGAUGGAGGCUUCGACUGAACCAGGUUAAAAUCGUUGCUCUUUCGUUUUUCUCUCCUUCCGUCUUGCGUUUACCAAAUCGAACCAAAAUUGAGGUGAAGGACAACAACAGGACCAUCAUAGUGUUCGAAUAGUCCACCAAAAUUGACCCUGACUUUAUGCCGUCGGAUUUGAUUUGUUUAAAGAAGAGGAAGAAAGGGAUUACGUGAAUCCACAACUUAGAAGGCACGUCGAAAUUAUAAAAUACUUUUCAUCAUAAAGAAAAAGAAUAAUUUCAUGGUAUGCCAUGGCGGCUUCCGCCAUUAAUUAAGAGCCCUUGUUCCACCCAAAGAGAAGCUUCCUCGAUAUCCCUUGUCGAUCUCCUGCCUUGUUCCUGCUUGUUGGUUGAGGAGGAGUGACGAUUUUCUGUGUCCACUGUCGUGAUCGUUACUAAUAUUCUGUGUGGAGGCGGUGUUGCUGACCACGGAAAGCUUGCUUAAUUUUACCAUCUUCUUUCUUGGUUCUCCAAGCUAAGAUCAAGAAAAUGGUGAUCUUUGCAGCUUUAUUCAUAUUACUCUUCAUCACCGUUCUCUUUGGUCAUAACUUCCUUCCGCGAAUCAAGGAUUUCUUGCAGGCUGAAGGAAUUUUCUCGCCAACCAAAAAUGUUGAUGGAGGAAUUAGAGGAAGCAACACAGAGGCAUGGGAAGAGGUACUAGAGACAUUAACACCUUCACCGUCUUCUGAUGGAUCUGAGUUUGAAGUGUUUCUUAGCUUCAGAGGCGAAGACACCCGAAAGCGUUUCAUUGGGCAUCUUUAUGAAGGCCUCGAGGAUCAUAGUAUUCCCACCUUCAUUGAUAGCGAGAAGUUGAAAAAGGGGGAGGGGAUCGACAAGCUGUUGAAAUACAUAAAGAGGUCUAAGAUCUUUGUCCCCAUCUUCUCCAAACGCUUUGCAGAAUCGAAAUGGUGUUUGAAGGAGGUGACCAAAAGUGUGGAGUGCGGGAAGGAGAUAAUUCCGGUGUUCUUUGGCGUGGAACCUUCCGAUGUCCGCAACCAGAGCGGCCCCUUCAAAUCCGCGUUUAAGGUUCAUCAGUCCAACAAGAAGCAGGACCAAGAGGAGGUGAAGAAAUGGAGGGAAGCAUUGAAGAAAGUUGGAAAUCUCUCCGGCUUCACUCUCAAGGACAUGAAUGGGGAUGAGGCAAAGUUAAAGCGUGCAGUCAUUGAGAGAGUGUCAGCCAGACUAAACAAGAAGCCAUUCGAAGUCGCAAAGCAUCCAAUCGGGAUUGAAACUCGUGUUCAUGAUGUGAAGAAAAUGUUGGAGAAUGGAAGCAAUAAUAAUGGUGUUCAUGUGGUUGGCAUCCAUGGUAUGGGGGGUCUUGGAAAAACAACGAUUGCCAAGGCUGUUUACAAUGACCUAGUCGAAGGGUUCAAUGGUGCCACUUGUUUUAUUUCAAAUGUUAGAGAAAAUGCUGGACAACCCAAUGGAAUGGUCAACUUACAAAAACAGUUCAUUGGAGACGUCUUAAAAGAAAAAAAUACAUCCUUAGGUGAUGUUGCACAAGGAAAAGUUGUGAUCAAAGAUAGGGCCAGUUGUAAAAGGGUUCUGCUUAUUUUAGAUGACGUUGAUUGCAGAGAACAACUUGAUGCAUUGGCUGGUGGGAGAGAUUGGUUUGGCUUAGGAAGCGUUAUCAUAGUCACAACUAGAGAUGAGGAGGUACUUCUAGCCUACAACGUGAAACAAGAUGAAAUUUACAAGCCACAAGAACUGAAUGAAGAUCAGUCACGAGAGCUAUUCAUGCUUCAUGCAUUUAAUGGUGAACAACCACAAGGAGAGUAUGCUCAGUUAUCAAACGAAGUUGUUGCAGCAGCUGGUGGGCUGCCCUUAACCCUCGAAGUUAUCGGAUCACUUUUGUCUUCUAAAAAGAAUGUACAAGAGUGGAAAGAUACAUUAGAGAAGCUGAAAAGGAUCCCCCCCUGCAAAGUCCAACAAAGAUUGAAGCUAAGCUAUGACAGUUUAGAUAACUUAGAGAAGAAAAUAUUUCUAGAUAUUUCAUGUUUUCUUAUCGGUAAGAACAGGGAAAAUGCUACUUAUAUGUGGGAGGGUUGUGACUGGUUCCCAAAUGCAGCAGUUAGGAUACUUGAACAAAGGUCUCUCGUUAAGAUAGAUGGGAAAUAUGAAAAGUUCAAGAUGCAUGAUCAAAUACGAGACAUGGGGAGAGCCAUAGUUGAUGAAGAAUGCUCUCAAAAGCUUCAGAAGAAGAGUAGACUGUGGAAUAAGCAAGACUCCUGGGAUUUACUUCGAAGAAAGGGACCAGGUACUAUUGAUGCUGAAGGGAUUCAGAUACUGCAAAAGGACAAACGGUUCAAUGAGAAUGAUUGUAAAGUUAGUGCCGAAUGCUUUGGAAACAUGCCCAACCUAAGAUAUCUUCAAGCUGAAAAUGUCAACUUCCAAGGCACGUUUCCAUGUUUUCCUACAGAUUUGAAAUGGUUGGAAUUGAGCAGUUGCCACUUUGACUCCCUGCCAUCUGAUUUUAAUCUCGAGAAGCUUGUCAUCCUUGAUCUCUGUGAAACCAACAUGACUCCAAUUCUUAUAAACCAACAGUCACUGAGAUUAAAGGCCUUUGAAAGAUUGAAAGUUCUGUCACUUUGUGGAGUGGAAACAAAGAUUGCCCUUCAUUUCAUGAAUAUGCCUAGCUUGGUGAAAUUGCAGUUUCUAGUUUGCUCAGGAUUAAGUACAAUUGAUGAAUCAAUCGGGAAACUCAAGAACUUGACACAUUUAAGCACUUUCAGCUGUAGGCUUCUACAAAAACUACCAGAUUCAAUAUGGCGAUUGAGUUCACUUGAGGUCCUUAAUAUUUCUGGUUGUUUCAAUGUUUCCUCUUUGCCAGAGCGAUUGGGAGAUUUGGGAUCACUCAAGAAGCUUGAUCUCAGACACACAUGUAUAAAGAAGCUACCUGAUUCCAUUUGCCGGUUAAGUUCUAUUGAAAAGCUUCGUUUGCAAUUGUGCUUGGAACUUUUUUCUAUACCAGAAGGCUUAGGGGACAUGGAGUCAUUAAAGAAGAUUAACCUUUCUAUGACAUGCAUUGAGGUCAUACCUGAUUCUAUUGGACAGCUUACCGACCUUGUUGAGCUAUCUUUAUGUAACUUAGAGAGCUUGGAUAACUUACCUGAUUCCAUUUGCCAGCUAAACUCAUUGAAAUCGCUUAACCUUAGAGGGUGUCUUUCUUUGUGCUCUUUGCCAGAAAGACUAGGGGACAUGGAGAAACUAGAGGAGCUUAUUCUUGACGAUACCAGAAUAGAGAUCAUACCUGAUUCAGUUGGACAGCUCAAAAGCCUUCGCCUGCUAUCUUUGCAAGGUUGCAAGCUCCUAAAAGCAUUACCUAUUUCCAUAAGACAAUUGAGCUCCAUACAACAGCUGAAACUGUCUGGAACCAGUUUAAAGAGCUUUGAGAACGACCUUCCACAUCUUGCAGCAGUUAAUAUUAUUGAAUUUACAGGUUCAUCUUUGGAGUUGCUUGGCUUGUGCGACCAAAUUCACAAAGCCUUAGAAAUUCUUCACUUGAACGAUGCUAUAAUUGAAGAGUUGCCUGAUUGUGUUGGAAGGAUGGAAAACCUCAAGGAGCUGCGGCUAGAAUGUGAAAUACUGAAAAAAUUGCCUAAUCGGAUUGAGGGGUACUUGGAAAAUCUUACUAAAUUGGAGGUUAGGAGCAUGCAUCUAAAAGCUCUGCCUGACUCCUUUGGGUCAUUGAAACACAUUUGGAGAUUAACAUUAAAGUGCCCAAACCUCGAGAUUCUACCAGUUUCUACUGGAGAAUUAAAAAGUCUUGCAUUUUUUGAAGUGAACUCCCAUCGCCUCAAAUAUUUGCCCAAUUCUAUUGGGUUGUUGAAACACAUUUACCAGUUAGAAUUAAAGUGCCCAAACCUCGAAAUUCUACCAGAUUCUAUCGGAGAAUUAGAAAGUCUUACACACUUUGAAGUGGAUUCCCAUCGCCUUAAAUGUUUUCCCAAUUCUAUUGGCUCUCUAACAAGGAUUUGGUUCUUGAUAAUAAACUGCAAGAACCUUGAAGAUUUGCCUAACUCUAUGAUUACAAAGUCUUGAGAUUUUACAUUUACAGUGCGUCAAUAUUACAGCUCCACCUGAUUUCAUUGGACGAUUGGAAAAUCUUGUAACCUUCUUGUUCAACAGCAAAAAAUUAAAAUACUUGGAUGCCACCAUUUUUGAGCCUUUGCGAAGACUUGGUCGUCUAUCGCUAAGUGGCUGUGAGAACCUGGAAUGUAUGAUAGCAGCCUCUAUUCGACAAACAGGUUUGGCUCACCUCACAUCCUUAAAGUCACUGGAUUUGAAAGACUGCGAGGGGCGUGAGUUCCUUCCUCAGCUUCCCUCUUCUCUACGCUCGCUCGAUGCUUCUGGUUGCACCAAUUUGAGAAAAAUGUCUGAUAUUUCAAAUCUUAAAAAAUUGAAGAAGUUGUGUUUGGGUGGUUGUAAGCAGCUUGAAGAUGUUCCUGGCCUCGAAAAUAUUUCAAGCAACUUGGAAGUGCUAGAACUGCCUGGCCCUUGCGAUUUCAUGGAGUGUUGCCACUUCAGUCAUGAUUUCAAAAACAAAGUGUUCAAGGAGAUGACUUUUGAAAACUUGGAAAGUUUGAAGAUAUCAGGGUCUUUAGUGCCAGGGUCAGCAAAAGGACAACAGCAGCUGCAAUUUAUACUCCCGAGGUUGCCUUUUAGUUGGUUGAGAAGCAAACGGCUGAAGUUGCGCCUGGACAAGGUGCUCUCACCCAUCUGCAUAGCAAUCAUUGCCGAUGACGUUACUGUGUUUGAGAAAAUAAUUGCAGAAGUCGACGGUGAUAAAGUCGAAUUGAACUUGGGAGAAGAGAGCAUUGUGAACACAAGGGAGGGAGCACAUUGCUAUACAAUGCAAGUGACAAUGGAUAUGUCCCAACUGCAAAAUGUAUUUGUAACUCUUGCGAAGAAUCAUUACUCUGACUUGUACUGGUAGUGGUAGUAGCUAUCACAUCCAGGAAAAUGGAUGGUGCUUGCACUUAGAAGAGGCCAGUUCUUCCCAAGGGAAGCACUCUGCAUGAUCAUUAUCAUAACAUGUCAAAUAUUGUGCAUCCAGGUCAGGUUGGAGCCAUAAAAUUUUUCUCAUAAGAUACUAAAUAUAUAGUUAACA